AUGGUGCGAGGCUGGGAGCCGCCGCCCGGGCCGGACCGCGCGAUCUCUGAAGGGCACAAAUCAGAAGGCAGCAUGCCUCCUAAUAAAGAGGCCAGCAAUCUUAACACCUCCCCUGCGGGGCUCAUCUGCCUCCCCCCAAUCUCCGAGGAGCUCCAGCUUGUGUGGACCCAAGCAGCCCAGACCAGUGAGCUGGAUGGCAACGAACACCUGCUGCAAACCUUCAGCUACUUUCCCUACCCCAGCCUCGCAGACAUUGCCCUUCUCUGUCUACGCUACGGGCUGCAGAUAGAAAAAGUCAAGACUUGGUUCAUGGCCCAGCGCCUCCGCUGUGGCAUCAGCUGGUCAUCUGAAGAAAUAGAAGAGACUCGGGCUCGGGUGGUAUAUCACAGGGACCAACUCCAUUUCAAAUCCCUCCUCUCUUUUACUCACCAUGCAGGGCGGCCUCCAGAGGAGGUGCCCCCUUCUCCGUUGCCACCUCCAGAGCAAGUUAGUCUUGGGAUAGUGCCCCUGACUCUUAGUGAGCCCACCCACAUGAAAGGAUUGAAGGUAGAGCCUGAGGAUCCUUCAGAGCCCAUGAGUCACCUGAAAGCAAAGGAGCCUCUGAUGGCACCUGCCAGCGGGGCAUUCUCCCACCAAUCGGGAUUUUGGCAGGAUAUUCAAAGCAAUGAUCUCUCUAAGGAGCAGGCAGGCAGGGGUCCUGACCAGUCACACAGCCUAGGUACUGCUUCCUGGAACCACUCUGCAGCUGUCCACCAGCCACAAGCUCGGGACAAAGCCCCACCAAUCUCAUUACUUGCCAGUGGUUAUAAGCAGGGGUCAGCACGUAAUGUGACUCCUUCCUCUACCUCCUCUUCCUCUUUCCAGGUACUGGCUAAUGGAAUUACUGUCACCUCUAACCCCUCCCAACCACUGGGCUGUCUCCCACAGCCACUGUCACCCAAUGAACAGGCUCUACCCAUACAUGUGGAGCCAGCCUGGCCCCAGAGGCUAAGGCCUAACUCGGUACUAGGUAGCAUCGGCCCUGUAGAAUACCUUUCCCCAGAUACCCAGCGCCAGCGAAAGACCAAGCGAAAAACCAAAGAGCAGUUGGCUAUCCUCAAAUCGUUUUUUUUACAGUGUCAAUGGGCACGACGUGAGGAUUACCAUAAAUUAGAACAGAUUACUGGUUUACCUCGGUCUGAGAUUAUUCAGUGGUUUGGUGACACACGCUAUGCCUUGAAGCAUGGGCAACUAAAAUGGUUUCGGGACAAUGCAGUACCAGGGGCCCCUAAUUUCCAGGAUCCUGCAAUUCCCGCACCAUCGCCUUCAACCCGCUCUUUGAGUGAAUGGGCUGAGACACCACCUCUGCCAGUGCCCCCACCUCCACCGGAUAUACAGCCCUUGGAGAGGUACUGGGCAGCCCACCAACAGCUACGGGAAAGUGAUGUCCCUCAACUGAGUGAGGCGUCAAGGCUUAGCAUCCAACAGGUACUGGAUUGGUUUGAUUCUCGUUUACCUAAGCCAGCUGAGGUGGUGGUUUGUCUAGAUGAAGAGGAGGAAGAGGAGGAAGAAGAACUGCCUGAAGAUGAAGAGGAGGAGGAAGAAGAGGAUGACAGCGAGGAGGAUGAUGAUGGUGGUGAUGAUGAUGUGAUCAUACAGGACUGA
Molecule: messenger RNA, 1644 nt
Organism: Pipistrellus nathusii (Nathusius's pipistrelle)
Lineage: Eukaryota; Metazoa; Chordata; Mammalia; Chiroptera; Vespertilionidae
Source: the annotation of a GenBank genome assembly